AAGUGAUAGGAAAUACUAAAAAAAAUUAUUUGCAGCAAACAGUGAGUUAGUAUAGCCCUGUUCGAAUCAAACUGUUCGUCUCUGGAGAACAAAACAGGCUUUCCUUCUCAAGGCUAAAACCCUAAAAUCCAGCUUACUGCUGCCAGUUCAGCUUUUGCGUGAAGGAGAAAGUACACACACAUACUUUAGAAACUCUUGGGAGAACUCCAGGAUGCCCCAGGAAAACCUAAAGAUAUGAAGACAUUAAGAUCCCAGGAACAUACAGUCCUAUGUCUGUUGGCUUGGAGUUGCCUAGAAUUUACUUUGAGCGAAGCUAUUGAAUCCUCAACAACCAUCUCUGCGGAGGAGACUGUCAUAAGGAAAUUCCGUAAAGAUGCUGCCAAUGGGACUGCUUCACAGGUCAAUCUUUCAGCUCAGUGCACAUUUCUCCUUCCUCCAAGCUAUGGGUUCUACUACAUUGAAGCAGGCUCUGGAAGCUCCUUGGGCUCCAUUAUCACCUACUGGUGUGCAGAGGGAUAUCAGCUUGUGGGAUACGGACGGCUGACCUGUUUGCUUAAAGGAAGCGUCUCUUACUGGAGUCAUUCUCCACCACAUUGUGAAGUGAUUCCAAAACCCCUAGACAGAGGUUUUCGGGUGGCGGUCAUCGCCUCUCUCAUCAGCGGAGUCAUCAUUGUUGCCAUGUCAAUCUCAUUUGCCAUUUGUUGCUUGCGAGACAAAAUACUGAGGGGAAAUACACAAAGGAGUGAAACCUGUGAGGUGCAAUUGCCAAAGAGAAGAUUCAAGUUUGGGAGAGCCAACUCCAUAAAGCAGGAGAUGGAGAAAAACAGGCGUCACUUUGGGAAAAUGAAACAUAAUCGCAGGCUUCACUACCGGACUUCCGCCCUGUACAGUUGUGCACAUCCAGGGGCUUUGGCAGGAUACAGUAACCAAGAAUUUCACAGAAGCCAGGAAAAUCUGCAGAAAUGGGCUCCGCAAAGCUUAUGCUCUGAAAUCCACAUCUUUCCGCAAGUUGUGUUGAAGCCAGCCACUGCUCCAUCUGCCUCUAUGUUUGUUCAUUUGCCUCAGAAACCAGGAGAUGUUCCCUUGAAUGUGAAACCCUGCUACCCCAAUCUCCGCCAGGACUUACCUUCGGUUUAUUACAGAAGAUUUGAAGGACUCAGCCAUCUGAACAAGCACUGAGGGCCUUCAGUCUGGAAUUAUAUAUAACUUGGUUUAUUAGAAAGAAUAAUGUUUUCAGACAUUACCACAGGUCAUCAUUGUCAUGCUGAUUUUUUGAUCUUAUAUGCAUAUGCAUUUAAUGUUUCUUCUGCAACAACUUAGCCAGUUUGAGGCCAGAAUUAAGAAGCAUUCCUUUCUAUAAUCUCAAUUCUCUCACCCCAGAAGCGACUUGCAGUUUCUCAAGUCGCUCCUGACACACACACACACACACACACACACACACACACACACACACAAAACUAAUUCAUUGACAAGAUAUGGCAGUCUACUGGACUUGACAACUUAUAUUUUCUGACAAGAAAUUUUGAGAAAUCACCUAAAGCAGUGGUUCUCAACAACCCCAGUUGUCUUGGCCUACAACUCCCAGAAAUCCCAACCAGUUUACCAGCUGUUAGGAUUUCUGGGAGUUGAAGGCCAAAACAUCUGGGGAUCCAUAGGUUGAGAACUACUGACCUAGAGAAUUCUCUCACAACAGAAAAACAAAUGGUUUAAUGCAUACACACUGGUCAGUGCAGGCAAUGCAGCAAACAAGAACUAAAAGCACAAAAAGCACCUUGCUAGAUCAGACCAAGGGUCUCUCUAGUCUAGCAUUCUGUUACAUAGUGACCAAACAGAUGCCUAUGGGAAGGCUAUAGGCAAGACGAAAAAACCAUAGCAUCCUCCUGCUUGGGUUCCCUCACAACUGAUAUACAGAACCAUACUGGGAUAGAGCUGGUGAUGGAUAGAGAUAACAUCUUAAAGAGUUUCUCUGGACACCGCCAUAUCCUGAAGCAGUAGAUUCCAUAAUUUAGCUAUGGUCAUGAGAAGGUGUACUUGUUCUCAGGCUACAACAUAGUGUACAACAAUUUGAGAUUUGGAACUAGUCACAGUUAACUGGCUUAUUGUUUUCUAAAAAUAUAUACUAGUUUCUUUGGGUACUGGCUAACCACUGUCACUUAUAUUAUGCUAGACCACAAGCCUUGCCAGGUGUUCAUACAAGAGUUCACCAAGGAGUACGGAGAACAUCCCUACUCAUUUGUACCAACUGUAUAUCUGCUCAAAAUCACCAUCACCACAAGAGAGCAGUAGACUCGUUGAAACUAUGACGGAGCACUUUUAUGUUCUACCUUUUUCCUCACUAAAACUAAGAGAAGUAGCUGGAGCUAUGCUGUGUAACAAGAACUGUAUGCACCAGUUUAAUUCCUCCUUUGCAAUUCAAAUUCCAUCUUCCAAGAAAAUGGCAUACUGUUUCAUAAACAAUAACCUGUUAAAACAGCAUGACUAAGACAAGGAGAUCCAAAGGGCGAUGUACUUAGCACAUCUAACACUAGCUCAAUAAAAACUAAUGUUGGUUGUUAAGGAAUAAAAAUAUUGAAAAGACUAAGAA
Anolis carolinensis (green anole) is the source of this 2584-nucleotide messenger RNA. RefSeq lists its product as uncharacterized. NCBI's taxonomy places the organism in Eukaryota, Metazoa, Chordata, Lepidosauria, Squamata, Anolidae. Bases 235 to 1179 code for a protein of 314 amino acids. The transcript has 5 exons. The record is from RefSeq and is a predicted model, not a curated record.